GGCGAUCGGGGGAUUGUUCGCCUGGAUAUCACCGUGAACAGUAUGGCCACCGAUACUGCUGCGCCGCCUCUGGCGAAGUACUUGGCUUCCACUGAGAAAAAGACCCGCGAUAAGGCGGUCAAAAAUUUGGCGGUUUUCCUGUCGGAUCCCUCACGAGAUGCUCUGCCCAAGAGUGAGAUGGACAAGCUUUGGAAGGGGCUAUUCUACUGUUUCUGGAUGUCGGACAAGCCGUUAGUCCAACAAGCACUUGCAAGCGAGCUGGCCGAGUUGGUCCUCACGAUCAAGACGACAAGUGCCGCUUUGGCAUUUCUGAGGGGAUUUUGGGACGCAAUGUGUCGCGAAUGGGCUGGCAUUGAUCGCUUAAGAUUGGACAAGUACUACAUGCUCGUUCGGCGCUUCGUCAACGCAUCAUUCCGACUUCUCCUGCGCAAUGAUUGGAGCGAAGAAGUAUGCUCGGAAUACAACGAAAUUCUGACAAGACCUGGGGGAGGUCCUUUGUGUCCUUCGGACCAGAAAAUACCUUCUAGCCUUGGUUAUCAUGUCUGCGACGUCUACCUCGAGGAACUUGAGAAGGCCGUCGCGUCCCGCGAAGACGAAAUCCCAUCCGUUCCCCUCGCCAUACUCAUAUCCCCCUUCCUCAACCUCGCAUCUCGCACCAUCAACUCGCGGACAUACGCAAGGGUGGAAUCAACAGUGUUCAAGCCCUUACUAUCGGCGUUGUCAGAAGAUGAAGAACCCCGAGCGAAGCGCGCCAGAUUGGAGACACCAUCAGCGUCGACAUCAGACUACCCCACUCUUGUCGACAAUUCCCGCGUGGACUACUCGAGCGAGGGAAAGCUUGAUCGGCCAAGCUUGAGGAGAGGAUUGAAGAAGACCAUCUUUCACGCUGCUAGCGCACCGGAGACGAGGGAUCCCAGUAGGAAACGGAUGUACGCUCUGUGGCAAGCGGACGAAGAGGAUGAUGAGUGAUAUACCUGUUCUCUGUACUCGCUGUGUGUACUUUCUACAUGUUUCUGGGCUGGCUUGAGGUCUUUGCAGGUUCUCAUCGUGCUUUGCCCCGUUCAAGUCGAACUUGAUCUUGUCAGAUGACCGUGC
Molecule: messenger RNA, 1095 nt
Organism: Schizophyllum commune H4-8
Lineage: Eukaryota; Fungi; Basidiomycota; Agaricomycetes; Agaricales; Schizophyllaceae
Product: Nop52-domain-containing protein
Exons: 5
Coding region: 43-969 (308 amino acids)
Biological process (GO): rRNA processing
Cellular component (GO): nucleus; preribosome, small subunit precursor; preribosome, large subunit precursor
Source: RefSeq, a predicted model, not a curated record